Molecule: messenger RNA, 2575 nt
Organism: Passer montanus (Eurasian tree sparrow)
Lineage: Eukaryota; Metazoa; Chordata; Aves; Passeriformes; Passeridae
Gene: CDC42EP2
Product: CDC42 effector protein 2
Exons: 2
Coding region: 161-769 (202 amino acids)
Source: RefSeq, a predicted model, not a curated record
CUUCCCUCCUCAUCCUCCGGCUUGCCCCGGGCUCGUCCCGACACCGGGAUUUUCCUGGCAGAAGGUGCCGCUGUGCCCUGGCAUGGAAUUGUCAGCGCUGCGCUGCGCCCGGCCCGGACCCUGCGCUGGAUUCCCGAGGCUGCCCUGAAGCGCGGCCGCCAUGUCCACCAAGGUGCCGAUCUACCUGAAGAGGGGCAGCCGCAAGGGCAAGAAGGAGAAGCUGCGCGACAUCCUGUCCUCGGACAUGAUCAGCCCUCCGCUGGGCGACUUCCGCCACACCAUCCACGUGGGCAGCGGCGGCGAGGCCGACACCUUCGGGGACAUCUCCUUCCUGCAGGGCAAGUUCCACCUGCUGCCCCGCGGCGACGCCGGCGGCGGAGCUGAAACGACGGCGCCGUUCGAGUUCUCGCGCACGGCCACCAUGUCGGGCGGCGCGGCGGCCACGCCGUCGCCGCUGCUCAAGAACGCCAUUUCCCUGCCGGCGCUCGGUGCCGCGCAGGCGCUGACCCUGCCCGCGGCGCAGGCCCCGCCGAAACCCCCGCGGCUGCACCUGGACGAGGCCGCGGCGUCGCCGCCGUCGCCGGCGUUGUCGCCGUCGUGCCCCCGGCUGGCCGCCAACGGCGAGGCCGAGCCCUUCCUGUCGCACGCCGGCUCGCUGCUGUCCCUGCACGUGGACCUGGGGCCGUCCAUCCUGGAGGAUGUGCUGCAGGUCAUGGACAGGCACCAGGCCGAGCGCGGCGCCGGCGCGCGGCCGGAGAUCCUGACGUGAGGGUGAAGGCGUUGGGAAGCGGACGGCGAGGAUGAGGAUGAGGAUGGGGAGGAGGAUUUGGGGUGUUUUUCGGGUGUGGCUCUCGGAUUCCUGCGUUUCCUCACGCCGGGUGAGGGUUUGGCCUCGGGGGAGAAGAAGAGUGACCCCCUGAGCUCUCCCAGCCUCCUCAGUGCCAGAGCUGCCCACGGGAAACACGACGGACCCCACGGGAUGGAUUCCCAAAGAUUCCAGCCAGGAGGAUUCGGGGGGGACAGCGGGGUUUGUUCUCCAUGGCUCUGAACCUCCUGAACCGUCACGGCGCUGUCACCUCAACUUCUGCUCCAUGAAAUCCUUUGAAAGUCCCACAGAUGGGGAAAUCUCCACCGGGAAACGUCCACCGGGCUCUGUGUCCCUGUGGAGAAGCCAAAACUCCCCGUGGAGGAGCUGGGAUCUCCCAAUGGAGCUCUUGUUUUAGGAACUCAAUCCAUGGAGGGGCCAAAAAACCCCUCUGGGGCCCAACUGGAGCGACUGGAAAUUGCAAAACCAACCAAAAAUCCCAACGUGAGCUGCAGGUGGAUCCUGGCACCGAGGGAUCCGUCGCGGAUGGUUCGGGUGGAGUGGGAAUGCCCAGGGGAAUUCCAGCUGGAUUUUGGGGAACAGGGACAAAAGCCCCACUGGAAACGCUGCUGGAGGAGCCACCAGGACAGGGUGGGACCAGCGGGGCCUCCUCGUCCAGGCUCCUGUCACAAAUUCCAUCUUUUCACCAAUUUCUGGCAGUUUGAGCCCAGAACUGGAUCCCCCCAGGGCGGAGUCGCGGCCCCUCCUGACCCCGGUGCUGUUCCUCAUUGCCUAACGAGUCUAAUUUAGAUUAUCUGACUAAUGACUCAUUAGAUUCUUGUUAACGAACCCUUGUCCCGCCUCUUCCUUCCCCUCCCCCUGUGCGUCGGUAAACCCAAACCACUUUUGGUGCAAACACCCAGAAUUUGGGGAUAAACCCAUUUUCCAAGGUUUUCAUCUGUAAAAUAAGUGAUAAACUGAGGCUAAUUAGGCUCAAUUAGGUUUAAUUUCUAUUUGGUCCAACUCCUCCCUGCUCUAAACUCUGUUCUCCCCCCACACUCUGUCCACAUUUUAUUUAUUUGUGAUUUUUCCUCCCCAAACCAAUUCCAACUGUUUGUGAUUAAUUAACCCCAGGGAUGUUUGUGAUUAAUUAACCCCAGAGACUGGGAUGGGAACGUGGCUCCGUGUCCCCUCCUGUCCCACAAACACACCACAGCUGCUGCUCGGACAAACAACGUGAAGGGAAACGGGCCCAGAACGGCUCAUUUUGGGCGGGUUUCUGUGUUUUGGGGGCUUUCCAGUGUGGGCUGGGUUGGGACAACGUGGAUGGACUUUUUUCCCUGGAUUUCACCCCGAUUUUCCUGGGUUCCACCCACCCUAAUCAGUGAUUUAAAGAUGGAGCUGUUUGUGCCCCACCUCAGCCCAGGGAUUGCGAAACCGUCGCUGCCGGAGCUGUUUCGAAAUACCAAAAUCAGCCAAAAUCCCCUUUUUUUUCCUGUUUUUUUCCCUUUUCUCCCUCAUUUUUUUCCCUUUUACAAUUUUGAAUUAUGGGGUGUUCCAGCUUUAAUCUGGGACCUCGUCCACUCAUUUCUGUUCUCCCCCCACUCAUCCCCCUCUGCUCCAGUCCUGGAAAAGCUCCUUUAAUUUGCCAAAUUUGGGGGUUUUUUUACCAUGAAAAGGUGAUUUUGCUUUUCUCACCCCUCUUCCCUUCCUCCCACACCUCUCAGACUAUUUUGCUAAAAAAUCCCUGAAAUUAUCCCCAAAAUUAUU